This is a messenger RNA of Besnoitia besnoiti, 1545 nucleotides long. RefSeq names its product MA3 domain-containing protein. The coding region runs from base 1 to 1545 and encodes 514 amino acids. The record is from RefSeq and is a predicted model, not a curated record. Gene Ontology annotation, biological process: negative regulation of DNA-templated transcription. The transcript is spliced from 10 exons. NCBI's taxonomy places the organism in Eukaryota, Apicomplexa, Conoidasida, Eucoccidiorida, Sarcocystidae.
AUGGCUUCGAACAAAACACUGGGGAAGAAAAUGUCCGUCGUGGACGAGCAACUGAGGGGGCCCGUACCGGUUAUGGACGAAAAUGAUCCUAUCUACGACUCUGAAUCUGAGGACGAAGACUGCUUGUACACAGUCAUCGACGUCGCCGCGAACGAGUAUCGCCAGGCGCUGAACAAAACCAGCUGCUUCUCUGGUGCCGCGCCUCCGAAAAAGUCGCAUUUGACCCUCGAGGAAUUUACAAAGUUCGCCAAGGAUGCUCUCGACGAGUACUACGCCUCGCACGAGCCGCUCGAACUCGCGCGGUCGCUCCAGGAGCUGAACUGCAGUCAGUACCUUGACUCCUUCGUGGUGCUGGCUGUCCGCUCCGCGCUCGACCGGGUCACGGAAGAGCAAAAGUGCCUCUCUGCCUCUCUCACACUGCUGGCUGACAAACAAAUCAUCAGCAAACAGCAGAUGGUUCGCGCCUUCGAGAAACUCGUCCAGUCUGUCGAGGACCUGAACCUGGAAAGCCCAGACAACCCAGAUCGCGUCUACUUGUUUUUGGACUGCGCGGCGCUUGACGGCUGCCUGGACGAAAGCUACGCUAAACGCCUGCCGGAGAAGUUCCUCGCGUCGCUGUCGCCUGCGAUUAUGGAGGCGAAUCCGCACCUGAGUGUCACGCUUGAGGACCUGAAGAAGUUUAAGGUGGCUGUCCGGGACUUCCUGCCCGACUUCUUCAACUCCGGCAGCAUCGAUGAACUCCACAUCUUCCUAGACGAACAGCGGCAGCCGCUUCUGCAGCACGAGUUUGUCAAGAUGGCGGUGGAGUCCUCGUUUGCGAAAGAAAACGAGCACCGCGAGAUGGUCAGCAACUCCCUCGACCGGCUGUAUGGCAAAGCGCUCAAGCCCGACGACAUCCAGUUCGCAUUUGCGCGCCUCGUGGGGGCUGUCGACGACAUCGCUCUCGACCAUCCCGACGCGUACGACCUUUUGUCAAAAUUCUUGGCUCGGGCGAUCGCCGACGAGAUUCUGCCUCCGUCCUUCCUCGUGGAUCGCUACCGCCUGCACUACGGGGGCUUCGGCGGCAUGCAGGUCCUCAAGAAAGUCCAGAAGUGGCUCGCCGAGCAAAAUGGCAAGGCCGUGAGUUCGCGGCUGCGCAAGGUCUGGACCGGCACUGACCCCGACAAGAAGGAGGUUUGCGAGUUCAAGGCGAGCGUGCGGGAGUGCAUCUAUGAGUACUUUGACAGCAACGACCAACAAGAAGCUGCGCGAAUCCUCCGCGAGCUCGAGCUGUCGCCCGACCAGGUGGCGGAGAUGGUGAGGAAGCUUCUCGUGGCUGGAAUGGAAAAGGCUGCGGCGGGCGAGUCCACCACGGACAGCGUGUUUUCGUUGCUCACUCACUUGCUGGAGCGGACAGAUAUCGACGAGGAAAUGAUUCAAAAGGGAUUUGAGCAGGCCCUGCAGUUGACGGAGGAGAUCAAACUCGACAUCCCUGACAUGGAUCAGCGAUUUCCCCAGCUGGUGGAGGAGGCAAAGAGGCGCAAGGUGCUGCCCGCGGAGUUUUAG